AAAGAAUUUGAAUAUUGGAAACGAAAUCAGAAUUCACUAUUUUCCAGGCUGUUUAAUUACUAGUUAAGAUGCUGGUGAUACGGCAUAGCUCAGUGUGUCGAAGAAUACCCAGUUUCUCUAUUUGCCAAUUCAGCUCCCAAUUUAUACGGUUCCAAUCAACCAACCAAUCACAUCAAGUUGAUAUUCAAAGUCAAGUCAAUACAUUAUACUCCAAAAUUCAUAAUCCUAAAGAUCCAGAACCACCAAUAAUAUUCACAAAUCUUGCUUCAAGGCUCCCCAAGGAGGAAAUAUCAAUCAUUGCAGCUAAUGUGUUGAGUUCAAUAGUUCCAAGUUCUAAAAAUCGGUUUUUUUUACAAAAUGUAUUAGAAUCUGUUGAAUUAAAAGAUAUUAAUAAUCGUGAUAUUCUAGAUGGAUUAAUCCUUAUGGUGCAUAAACUAUCCAAGCAUUCAAGUGUCCCUAAGGAAAUCCAAACCAAAUUGAUCAAGAUUUUUUUAGAAUAUGCUAAUGACUAUACGAUUGAUAGAAUGUCUCAAGGUCUUGUUGAAUUUGAUGGUGGGUUUAAUAAACAUGUCUUGGUGGCAAUGUUGUUGAAAUUGAAGAAAUAUGAUGAUGCAUAUCAAUUAGUUAUGGAAACUUUAGAAAAUUUGGGUAAAAUACGGUUCACCACAGUGGAAAUUACAAUUCAACAUUUAUGUUUUGUUAAUCAAGUUGAAAAAGCUGGAAAUGUUUUAGAACAGGCAAUGAAACAUAGAAGAGUUGUAUAUCCUCGUACACUUUCCAUAUUUCUUUCCAAGGCUGUUGAAAUGGGUGAAUUCAAAGUUGUCUCCAAGUUUCAAAAUCAUAUAUUACAGAGAACUUAUAUUGAGAAUGGGACAUUAGUUAGACUGGCUGAAUGUCUUGCAGAGAGUGGUCACAUGCAACAUCUAUUCAAUAUAAGGCAAAUUGCAUCAAAUAAAGGAUCUUUCCUUCCUGAAUUUAUGGAAAGAAUUGAUAAAAGUAUAGCUGAAGGUUAUGCUAAAACAAAGAAUUUUAACAAGGCAUGGUCAUAUAUUGAAUCAUGUAAUGAUGGUUCAAAAGAAUUAGAAGUUGUUGAUUAUCCCUUUUUAAAAUCACUUAUUAGUGUUGAAUUUGUUGAUUCGACAAGGACUUUGAUGCUAAGGAAAAUGACAUCAUCACAAGAUAAUUUGAAGAAAUUUAUGUUGAAUCUUGUUAUUGCCAAAUUUUGUGAAGAAGGUGAAAUAUCUUGUGCAUUAAGGUUGAUUGAUGAAACCCCUAUUGUACAACCAUAUAUUAAUGAAAAUACCAUAUUACAAUUGAUUCAUGGAGCUGAUAUAACCUCUGAUCAAGAUGCUUUAAAAGAGAUUUAUGAAUUGAUAGAAUCAAGAGAUUUGAAAUUUGCUCAAAGGAAAACAUUGGAUUUAGUUGUUUCAACUUUUUUAGAAAGUGAUUAUUGGUUUUAUAUUUUCAAGAUAUUAGAAAGAUCAGAAGUUGAAUUCAAGAUUAGACCUAAUUUGUUUUCCAAAUUGGAGAUUAAAUGUAAAGAGUACAAUACAACACAACAUUUGAAAUAUAAAAUAGAUUAAAAUAAACAUCGUG
Hansenula anomala is the source of this 1596-nucleotide messenger RNA. RefSeq lists its product as uncharacterized. The transcript has a single exon. The record is from RefSeq and is a predicted model, not a curated record. Lineage: Eukaryota; Fungi; Ascomycota; Saccharomycetes; Phaffomycetales; Wickerhamomycetaceae. Bases 69 to 1583 code for a protein of 504 amino acids.